AUGCUCGCGACGCUUUCUUCGAGUGCUACGGAGACGACCGUCAACUUUUCGCCGGAUGAUUCUGACCUCCUGGACUUUUCGCUGCCCGCGGUGGCGCACAAGGAGCUGCCCAAGCAGCUUCUCCCCCCCGCCCCCCCGCGCCCGGCGGCCAAGCUCGCCCACGGCCUGAUUCCUGUUUCGAACCGAUUUUGGUUCGGUGUUUUCCCACACGAGACGCUGCCUUCGGCGGAGUCGCUCAAUGCAAGCAAUGGCCUGACCUAUGCGCAAUUUCCCAGCGAUAUGCCGAGUGGCGCGCGGCCCUCCAAAGUGCACUGGUUCUGUAUUGACGAGGACCUCGUGUACCUGAGUUUUUCCAACGAUUGGGGUCCCCUCAACAUUGCCAUGUUUUACCGUUUUUGCGUGCAUGUGCACCAGAUGCUCAUUGACGACGAGAUGGCGUCGAUGCACCUUUGUUUGUAUACCAGCACCGAUGCGCACUACAAAGCGAACGCGGCCCUGCUCUGCGCCCUCUACGCAAUGACCAUCGACCACAUUUCGCCCGCGGACGCGUUUUUCCCCUACAGCGAGAUGGAGCUGAUGCCCUUCCGCGAUGCUGGCUACGGCCGCGCCGAUUUCAGUUUGACCAUGCAGGAUAUCCUGUACGGCAUGCGCCGUGCGCUCGACAACAACCUUUUGGACCUCACGACUUUUGAUCUGGAAGAAUACGAGCACUAUGAGCAGGUCCAGCACGGCGACUGGAACUGGAUCACGCCCCAGUUCCUCGCGUUUGCCAGCCCCAAAGACCGGACGUACAUGGCGAUGCUCGCCGCGAGUGGCGGGCAGCCGUGUGCCGUGCCGUAUACCACCGCCAAGCCGACUGGGCUGCUGCGCAGCACGGUCGACUACUUUGUCGAGCACAAAAUCGGGCUCGUGGUGCGCCUCAACAACCCGCUGUACAACCGCACGGCGUUCACCCAGGCGGGCCUGGAGCACAAGGACAUGUACUUUGACGACGGGUCGAAUCCCUCUGACGAGAUCGUCCAGGCGUUUAUCGCGGAUGCGGACCGCAUCAUCCAGAGCGGCCGUGCCGUUGCGGUGCACUGCAAAGCGGGCCUCGGGCGCACCGGUGUGCUGAUCGGCGCCUACCUCAUCUGGAAGUACCAAUUCACGGCAAGCGAGGUGAUUGGGUACAUGCGCAUCAUGCGUCCUGGCUGCGUCGUCGGGCCGCAGCAGCACUACAUGUACGAGCGCGCGGGAAUGUGGAUGCGCUGGGGCGUCGAGCACCGCCUGCGCAUCGAGCUCCAGGGCGCCGUGCCGCAGACGCCCAGCGCAAAGCGCACGCAGGACGCGACGCACACACCGCACACCGCGCCGGCGGUGAAGCCGACACCCUGCGUGGGCCAGCCGCGCAAGAGCCCCAGCCCAAAGCGCCGCCGCGUCGGGCUGCUGGGCAGCAGCACCUCGUCCGAAAGCAGCCAGGACGAGCGGUCGCGCGUCGUGUCCGACGAGCGCGACGCGACCACCGUCGAAAGGCUCGUGGAGCAGCAGACGGACGAAGAGAUGCUCGGUGUUCUCCCCCCGAAAGCGUCUGCGACCGAGAUCGCAGCCGAGAACGCGAAGCGCAUGGCGCAAGCCACGCUCACGCCCCGCGCGGCCGAGCGGCCCGCCGACGCGACGAGCCCGCGCCCCGUGGACUCGACGCGCGCGGCGCGUGCCGACUCGCCCGGCCGCACGACGCCGCGUGUGCGCCGUGCGAUGGCGCCUGCGCAGCCGACGCAGAGCCCCGCGCCGCGGCUCAAGAGCCCGGUGCGGAUGGCGCCCCGGAGCGGCGAAAAUGUGCCUCCGCCGCGGCGGUUUGUUGCGCGUCCGCGUCCUUAG
Messenger RNA from Malassezia japonica, 1857 nucleotides. RefSeq lists its product as uncharacterized. The record is from RefSeq and is a predicted model, not a curated record. Bases 1 to 1857 code for a protein of 618 amino acids. The transcript has a single exon. Gene Ontology annotation, cellular component: nucleolus; mitotic spindle; spindle pole body. Gene Ontology annotation, molecular function: protein tyrosine/serine/threonine phosphatase activity; protein tyrosine phosphatase activity; protein serine/threonine phosphatase activity. Gene Ontology annotation, biological process: regulation of exit from mitosis; positive regulation of cytokinesis; microtubule cytoskeleton organization. Lineage: Eukaryota; Fungi; Basidiomycota; Malasseziomycetes; Malasseziales; Malasseziaceae.